AUGGGUAUCAAAUUGAAAACAUUUGCCAUCAUUUUGGACAAACCGGAUGCCAUAUACCGGACAUCGGACGUGAUAAGCGGUCAGUGUAUAAUCGGGUUAGAUGGGAAAAUGCAGCUUGAUCAAUUGAAAAUCAAACUGCGGGGUAGGGCUGAAUGCGAGUGGACUGAGGAAAGGCAAGUGACCGAAACUAACGACGAGGGCGAGACCACUACCGAGACUGUGAUCGACAAGUUUCAUAAUAAGGACAAACAUCUCAAACAAGAGUUUUGUCACCAAAAUGGAAUGUACGGAAAAAUUGAAUAUUACAUUAAAUGUCGCGUAAAAAAGUCGGCACUAUUCUCUGGCGACGAGAAAACAACCCUGCCCAUUGAAAUCAUUUCGCCAGCGUUGCCAACUAGCCAGGAUAUUACCUCGCCGGUGAGUAAAUCGAACAAAAAAACUGUCGGGCUAAAAGUGUUUGGCGGAAAGGGGUUAACAUUGAAGGCUGAUAUCGCGCGCAGCGGACACAACACGGGGGCCAAUAUAGAGGUGACGUGCUUUAUGGAGAACAAGAGCAAAAAGGCUAUGACAUUGAAGGCAUCGUUGAUUGAGAGCGUACUUUACACCACUAAAGAGGGUAAAAAGAUCAGCACUGAUACUAUAAGCUAUGCGGUCGGACCCAAUGUUGAAGCCAAAAGUGUUUCGACCGAAACGCUUUCGAUUCAGGUUCCCGUCACAGCCCUAGUGUUGCACAACACGUGUCCAAUAAUCAGCGCCACCCAUGAGCUCGACGUGUAUUUAGACAUUUCCGGUUCGUUUGAUUUGCACUGCAAUCUGCCGGUUGUUAUUACAAAUUUUUAG
This is a messenger RNA of Medioppia subpectinata, 840 nucleotides long. The record is from the annotation of a GenBank genome assembly. Lineage: Eukaryota; Metazoa; Arthropoda; Arachnida; Sarcoptiformes; Oppiidae.